GUCUCUCACACGCACACUCUCUCUCUCACACACACGUACAGUCUCUCACACGCACACACACACACACACUGUCUCACAGCACAGUCUCCCUCACACACACACUCUCUCUCUCACACACACACACACACACUCUCUCUCUCACACGCACACACUCUCCUCCCGAGCAGUGAAGCAGCCUGCUCGUCUCUUCACUUCAGCGGAUCCCGCAGCGCAGAGCAGAGAGCCGGCGAGCGGAGCUCCUCUUCAGCUGCUAGACCAACUCGCCGAGCCGACCGGAGCAUCUGCAAAACAACCGGGGAAGAGACAGCGAGAGAGAGAGAGGGAUUCUAGUGUCCAUUCUAAAACAUCAAAUACAAACUAAAUAAGCGUGUUUUAAUAAUAAUAAUAAUAAUAAUAAUAAUAAUAUUUAUUUGGAGACAAAACUAGGCAGAAGAAGAAGAUACGAGAUUUGUGGCAACACUGCGCUGACAGAACCGACCCGGACCGGACGGGACCGCACUAUCCGAACCAGCUUCAGUGCGAAGUGGCGGUGCCAGCAGUGAAUCGUGGGAAUGUCCGAGUCGAAUCUGGAGGAGCUGGGCGGGUCGGACACGGCCCUGAUGAUCGUGCGGCCCCCCGAUUACUGCGUAGAGGGGCCCAGCCUGCCCCUGGAGCACAGGGGGCCCCUGUCCUGCCUGGGCUGGUCCGCGCUGGUGGGGCUCCUCAACGCCGCUCUGCUCCUGCUGCACGUCGUGCUCGUGGGGGUCGUGUUCGGAGUCGUGCUGCUGCCCACCAUCGUGGUCGUGUACUUCGGCUUCCAGUGCCACUCCAGGGUCCUGCACUCUAGCGCCCCCUAUUGCAGGCGCUUGCUGGAUGACGGCUCCUCCUCGGCUCUCAUCAUCCUGGGCUUCGUCAUCUUGUCUCCGCUCCUCGUGGUUGCCAUGGUGAUUUACUGUGGGCUGGCGCGCAGGCUCCGCCUCUUCCUGCUCUUCCAGCCCUGCGCACGCGCUCGGUACCGCGGGGGCACGUGGAGCGGGUUCCAAGUCCCGUGCUGCUGCUGGGGAGGGGGCAGCUCUGUCAAAGCCUGGGUGUGAGAGAGGCGUUCAGUCAGUGUCACUGGAGCUCAGCACAGCCCCAUUCGAUCACUGUCCCUCCAGCACAGGCUGUGUUCACAUCACCGCAGUGCUGGAAUCACACAGUGUAACACACAGCUAUACAGAAUGUUACACAGAUAGAUAGAUAAGGUUCUAGAUUUUAAUAAGGCAUGAAAAAGCAUCAUCCACACCCAGAUAAAAGUUUACCCCACAGUAAAUCUGCAGCUUCCCCCCAUGCUUACCACACCUCUCUGUGCUUUACAAUGCUUCCCUAUGCUUUACCAGACCUCUCUGUGCUUUACAAUGCUUCCCUAUGCUUUACCAGACCUCUCUGUGCUUUACAAUGCUUCCCUAUGCUUUACCAGACCUCUCUGUGCUUUACAAUGCUUCCCUAUGCUUUACCAGACCUCUCUGUGCUUUACAAUGCUUCCCUAUGCUUUACCAGACCUCUCUGUGCUUUACAAUGCUUCCCUAUGCUUUACCAUGCCUCUCUGUGCUUUACAAUGCUUCCUUAUGCUUUACCACACCUCUCUGUGCUUUACAAUGCUUCCCUGUGCUUUACCAGACCUCUCUGUGCUUUACAAUGCUUCCCUAUGCUUUACCAGACCUCUCUGUGCUUUACAAUGCUUCCCUAUGCUUUACCAGACCUCUCUGUGCUUUACAAUGCUUCCCUAUGCUUUACCAGACCUCUCUGUGCUUUACAAUGCUUCCAUAUGCUUUACCAGACCUCUCUGUGCUUUACAAUGCUUCCCUAUGCUUUACCAGACCUCUCUGUGCUUUACAAUGCUUCCCUAUGCUUUACCAGACCUCUCUGUGCUUUACAAUGCUUCCCUGUGCUUUACCAGACCUCUCUGUGCUUUACAAUGCUUCCCUAUGCUUUACCAGACCUCUCUGUGCUUUACAAUGCUUCCCUAUGCUUUACCAGACCUCUCUGUGCUUUACAAUGCUUCCCUAUGCUUUACCAGACCUCUCUGUGCUUUACAAUGCUUCCCUAUGCUUUACCAGACCUCUCUGUGCUUUACAAUGCUUCCCUAUGCUUUACCAGACCUCUCUGUGCUUUACAAUGCUUCCCUAUGCUUUACCAGACCUCUCUGUGCUUUACAAUGCUUCCCUAUGCUUUACCAGACCUCUCUGUGCUUUACAAUGCUUCCCUAUGCUUUACCAGACCUCUCUGUUCUUUAUUCCUCUGUGCUGUGCUUUUAUUGUUAGAUAUUUUUCUAAGGGCGUUGGGAGGUCAGAUAGGAUAUAGAAUGCUGUUUCACUUUCAGUGUCAUUGUGUGUAAACCCGUGUCUGUUACUGUGUGUGUGUGUCAAAUACUCACAAAAAAUGUAUUUGCCAAAAUAAUUAAAAACAAUUCCUAAGUAGUUUGUACGUCCUGUAAAAUAAAUAAACUUGAAUUGUU
Messenger RNA from Acipenser ruthenus (sterlet), 2476 nucleotides. Its product is annotated as transmembrane protein 88-like. The record is from RefSeq and is a predicted model, not a curated record. The coding region runs from base 552 to 1073 and encodes 173 amino acids. Gene Ontology annotation, molecular function: PDZ domain binding. Gene Ontology annotation, cellular component: plasma membrane. Lineage: Eukaryota; Metazoa; Chordata; Actinopteri; Acipenseriformes; Acipenseridae. The transcript is spliced from 3 exons.